Messenger RNA from Cervus elaphus (red deer), 1389 nucleotides. Its product is annotated as olfactory receptor 4S2-like. The record is from RefSeq and is a predicted model, not a curated record. Gene Ontology annotation, biological process: G protein-coupled receptor signaling pathway. Gene Ontology annotation, cellular component: membrane. The transcript has 6 exons. Lineage: Eukaryota; Metazoa; Chordata; Mammalia; Artiodactyla; Cervidae. Gene Ontology annotation, molecular function: olfactory receptor activity; G protein-coupled receptor activity.
AUGGGAAAUAAUGUUACUGAAUUUAUCCUCAUGGGUCUUUCCCAAAAUAAGGAAGUACAGCAACUAUGCUUCAUUUUGUUCCUACUCUUUUACAUAAUCCUCAUGACAGGAAAUUUUUUCAUUAUAAUGACUGUUCUAAGGAGCCCAAACCUCAGCUGUCUGAUGUACUUCUUCCUCAGCUUCCUAUCCUUUGUUGACAUCUGCUAUUCCUCUGUCACGGCUCCCAAGCUGAUUAUUGACAUUUAAGUCAAGGACACAAGAAUCUCUUUUGUCGGCUGUAUGCUCCAGCUCCUUUUCUCGCGCCUGUUUGGCUGUACAGAAAUCUUUAUCCUCACAGUGAUGGCCUAUGACAGGCACGUGGCCAUCUGUAAGCCUCUGCACUAUUUGACCUUCAUGGACUGGAAGUUCUGCUCCCUCUUGCUGGUGUCCUGCUGGCAAGGAGGGUUUCUGCAUACUUUUGUCCAGACCAUGCUCACCGUACAACUGCCCUUCUGUGGCCCCAACCUGAUCGACCACUUCUUCUGUGAUGUCCACCCUUUACUGAAGCUGGCUUGCACAGACACGUACGUGGUGGGGCUCGUGGUGGUGGCCAACAGUGGCAUGAUUUCACUGAGCUCCUUCGUCAUUCCUGUCGGUUCUUACACUGUCAUCUUGCUUUCUUUCAAGACCCACUCAUCAGAGGGGAGGCGCAAGGCCCUCUCCACAUGUGCUUCCCAUUUCAUUGUGGUCAUCUUGCUUUUCGUCCCCUGCCUCUUCAUGUACCUGAGACCUUCCACCACUUUCCCUGAAGACAAGAUAGUGGCUGUAUUUUACACCAUCGUCACACCCAUGUUGAACCCUCUGGUCUACACCCUGAGAAACAUGGAGGUGAAAAAUGCCAUGAAGAGACUAUGGAUCAAGAGGCUGUUGCGCAGAAAUAGGAGAGGCCCUGAUAGGAAGUUCAGUACACUGCCAUCCCCCAGGGCAGCACCAGAAUCACACCCUCGUCUGCAGCAGACAGCAUACAAGAAUGGUCAAGUGACCUUCAUGGUCCCCCGCAGCGACCUUCAUGGUCCUCCGCAGCACCCUUCAUGGUCCUCCACAGUGACCUUCAUGGUCCCCCGCAGUGACCUUCAUGGACUGCUUCAGAAGAAGUGCUGCGGCGAGGAAUCCGCACUCGCCUGGAAGGGACCCAUGAACCAGUUCAGACCCGAUCCUCAGGGUUUCUGCUCCUGCACCUCGGGCCCUGUCCACGCUCCCAGUAGAGUGCUGACGGCUACUGAGCACCAAAGAAUUCCUGGCUCUGGCUCCAGCUCUUCCACCUCCAGCCCUACCUCCCACCAAGGUGCCAACCAGGCCCUCCACCCUGGCAGACACACACUCAACCCUGAGCAAGAAGAAAAAUUUUAG